Molecule: messenger RNA, 978 nt
Organism: Phymastichus coffea
Lineage: Eukaryota; Metazoa; Arthropoda; Insecta; Hymenoptera; Eulophidae
Exons: 5
Coding region: 153-659 (168 amino acids)
Source: RefSeq, a predicted model, not a curated record
UGAACUCUCAAAAGUGCUACUCACUAGCUAAUUUAUAUUUUGAUUUUGCGUUUAUUAUUCAUAUCGUGUAAAGUGCAUAAAUUCAGUGGCAGAUUUUCCUUUAUUUAAAUUUUUCACGAGUAAUAUUUGAAAAUAAAAACUUUCAGAUAAAAAUGAAUAGUUCGAAAAGAAAUAUAGAUACAAACCAAAGUGCAAAUACUAAUUUCACGUUUUCAUUACCAAUUUCGACUUUUGAAAAUGUGAAUGCAAACGUUGCAACAGUUGAUAGGAAACGUAAAGCUACGUGGGAAGCUGGAGGACCUGCAAAAAAGAAGCGUACCCACUGUGACAUUCAAGCAAAAAGGCAGCUUUUCAAUACUAAAGCCAUUAAGAAGAAAAAAAAUAAUUCUAAUUUUACGGAGACUAAAAAAACGAAGGUAUUAUUCCAAAAAAUAAUAUAUCUUGAUGGUCAUGAAUUCUCAUCUACAAAUGCUGUCACUGAUUACCAAGUAAAUUACAGCGAGUUUCCAUCAAAAAGCGGCAGAACCGAUGACAAAUUCAAAGUUACUGUAUUAACUGAAAAUGAAACUCCGACUAAAAGAGUUGAAAAAACUAAAUGGAAGGUAUCAAAAAUACCACUCCAUUUCAAAGAAGCUCUAGCAAAUACAGUGAAAUCAUAAGCUCAUUUUGAUCUUUCUACAAACGACAACAUCAAUAAUAAUACCUUACCUUAUCCUGCAACCUUUAGUAUUGAUAUGACCAAAUCCAAGUGGAAGAUGAAUAGUUUCAACAAAGAAAAUUAUUAGCAGAUUCCGGGUGAUAAAAUAUGUUAUCGAAAGAAUGCAAUACAAGUUUUGUUUUAAUAAUUGAUGAAAUGAAAUCUUUUGUGAAGUGUAUGCUAAAUAAGCUAAAAAUUUUAUGUAAAAGCUUAAGCGUAAAAUUGUUUAGUAAUAUGAUGUUCGAAUAAUUUGAUGAUUUUUAUAAACGCAUGAAAUCUGU